This is a messenger RNA of Cherax quadricarinatus, 1858 nucleotides long. RefSeq lists its product as uncharacterized. NCBI's taxonomy places the organism in Eukaryota, Metazoa, Arthropoda, Malacostraca, Decapoda, Parastacidae. The record is from RefSeq and is a predicted model, not a curated record.
UGGAACACUGGUAGCCAGUACUGUACCUUGUGGAACACUGGGAGCCAGUACUGUACCUUGUGGAACAGCUUUUCACUGUGGUCACCUCUGUCUUGACUGUAUUUACAUAUUGUUAUUGCUUCGACUCCUUUUUCUCGUAUUUCUUCUGCUUCUUCUCUUCAUCCUCUUCCUCUUUCUCACGUUCCUCUUCCUCCCCAUCGUCACAAACAUGGUGUGGGUGUCAGCAUCCCCCCCCCCCUCGCCAGUAUAACCUCCCCAGCCUCUGCUCCUCCACAGUCAGUGUGCCACAGCUGUGUUGUGGUGCUGUUGUUAUUGUUGGGGUGCUGGUAGGGGAGGGGUGCCUGGGGUGUGGUGGGGGUUUGGGGGUGCGGACAAGUAGCCGCAGACAGCGCAGGGAGACAGUCUUCCGUGAAUGUGGUCUGCCGCAAGAAGGUGUCCCGCAGCUUGUCUGCUUACUCUGCUCUUUACAGGAUAACUGACAUUACGAGGCGUGUGUGCCAGGCGAUAACUGGUCAAGUGCCUCCGAGUGCCAACAACACACGUAGCUCCUGAGUUGUAACUCAAGUGGUAGUGAUGUGAUUAGUGUUAAAUUGAGGUGAAGGGAUAUAAAACCGUGUGGGUGAACGAGUUGUGGAGGCUGGAAAUUUCGUUCAACACGGCUCUCUCGUUCAGCACGGAUCUUUCGUUGAACACCGAUAAUUUGUUCAGCACGGAUCUCGUUCAGCACGGAUCUUUCGUUGAACACGGAUAAUUUGUUCAGCACGGAUCUCGUUCAGCACGGAUCUUUCGUUGAACAUGGAUAAUUUGUUCAGCACGGAUCUCGUUCAGCACGGAUCUUUCGUUGAACACGGAUAAUUUGUUCAGCACGGAUCUCGUUCAGCACGGAUCUUUCGUUGAACAUGGAUAAUUUGUUCAGCACGGAUCUCGUUCAGCACGGAUCUUUCGUUGAACACGGAUAAUUUGUUCAGCACGGAUCUCGUUCAGCACGGAUCUUUCGUUGAACAUGGAUAAUUUGUUCAGCACGGAUCUCGUUCAGCACGGAUCUUCCGUUCAGCACAGAGGGAGACACACAGCACUAGUAUGCUCUAUUGCUGAACUAAGUGUGUGGUAUGUAUGAUCUCCAGGAGUGCCACAAGGGUAGUGACACUAUCAGCAAGUACCACAAGUAAAGUGACACCCUCGUCAGCAGUGUCACAGGUAUUGUGGCACCUUCAGGAGUGCCAGAGACUAGUGACACCUUCGGGGGAGGAUAAUCUGUUACCAUGCGUUCUUCGGAAGACAGCGCAGAUGAUGAGUUUGUUUUCGUGGGCAAGAAUACAGGGGCAAGAACGUACCCUCCUCACCCCACACCCACCACCCGUCAUACCUGCCCACACACCCGCCUUAACCAGCCCAUUCCCACCAGCCUUGAGCUGGUAUCGGUGCCCUCAGUGCCACGCACCUGGCCCAUCUCCUGCAGUGCCACCAGCACCCGGGCUAAGGUGACCCCACUGCCACCUGAACUGAUAGAACUACUGCCACCUCACCUGAGGGAGAACACAGUUCCUGACUACUCUACCUUCAGUACUCCUGCGGAGGUAUUGCCCGAGAGACCUCCCCUGCCUGCCUCCUACUGCCCGGGUGACUACUGCAACCUGGAUGAUCCUUCCACUCCUACCACUCCUCACAACUACGAUUACUUGUCGCAGCUCAUGACCUCAGAUGACCUUAGUGCUCUCACCUCCACCCACAACCAAGUGCAUGGUGGCAGGACCACGUGUGUCUCCUCUGCGAGACCAUGUGUAUCUAAUACUUUCGGUAACUACACCACUGCCUCCCAUACUGCUGCCGCUACUUUAGCACAGUGACGCUGGUAACA